This is a messenger RNA of Closterium sp. NIES-65, 588 nucleotides long. NCBI's taxonomy places the organism in Eukaryota, Viridiplantae, Streptophyta, Zygnematophyceae, Desmidiales, Closteriaceae. The record is from the annotation of a GenBank genome assembly.
AUGUACUUGGGUCCAAGCGCGGAUCACAAGGCGUGGCGUGUGUGGGACUUGGAGCACGGGAAGCUCGUGGUGUCGCGCGACGUGGUGUUCUACGAAGACACCUUCCCGUCCAAGUCGAUGCACGUGCCCUCGGUCAUCAUUGACCCUCCCCCCUUGGAUGCCGCGGAUGAGGCGGAUGUUGCUCCUACGGCUUCUCCUCCUCGUACGAGUGAGGGGGAGAAUGGAUCGGGUGCGGUUGGAGUGAGUGCGGAUGAAGAACAUGCCAAGGAAAGUGACCCUUCAUCUCCUCCUCCUAAAAUCACUCCCACCCUCGCAUCCACUCGCACUCGGAGGACUCCUCGUCCCAAAUCCAAGUUGGAUGGCUACUCUCUUGUGGCGGGGGAUGAUGAGGGAGGGGGAGAUGCUAUGUGUCUUGAGGCAUACACCGACACACCGUCCACCUACCAAGGCGCCAUGAGCUCGGCGGAAGCGGCGGAAUGGGAACGUGCGCUUCAAGCGGAGUACGAUUCGCUCAUAGCGAACGACGUCUACGAGCUCGUCCCCAUGCCCCCCGGCGCCUACCUCGUUGGCUCUCGUUGGCGGACGUGA